This is a messenger RNA of Trichoderma gamsii, 423 nucleotides long. RefSeq lists its product as hypothetical. The transcript is spliced from 2 exons. The annotation marks the transcript as partial. NCBI's taxonomy places the organism in Eukaryota, Fungi, Ascomycota, Sordariomycetes, Hypocreales, Hypocreaceae. The record is from RefSeq and is a predicted model, not a curated record.
GUAAGGGGAUUCUUAGAAGGACUCAGGCUCUGCCUCCUGAAUCCAAGAGCGCAUGGUCGUUGCGCAACGCUAGAUCAGAACAGAGAACGCCACCCGCUGCGUGUUCUUGGCUUCUAUAGCGCCUCAGUGGUGCGGCGGCCUGCGCCUGUGCUUGAUUGCAGCUCCCAUUCCUCUCAUGAAACGGCUGGGAAUUUUGGAUGGCUUCUGGCGCAUAUGACGAGGCUGGUGGAGCCUCGGCCAUGCGAUGUGCAAAGGGACUUGACAGCAAGCAUGUCGCUUCCCGCUCAUCCCAAUUUUCAUCGCAGAGCCAGGAGAGCACAACAGUCGGCCAUGCCGUUGGACUCGGGGGACCAGACUCGGGAGACAGCAGAGCAUCAACCAGGCAUGGUAUUCGACGACAAACGAGAUGUUUGUGAUCCUUGA